AUGGAGGGCGAUGGCGUGCUCCUCCUCGUUCCUUCCGCAGCCAUUCUGGCCACCCAUCUGGAGCCUCGGCCGUCAGCCCCCGCCAGUUUUUGCAUGACCGCGGCCGGCAGCCUGCAGGGGUUCACUUGGCCGCUGCUGCCCGGUCCGCCCCAGCCAGCUGCAGCGACACAUCAAGCCGUUCUGUUGCUCUCUGGUGCAGCGGUGGGCGCUGCUCUUUGCCUCGCGCUGGGCCGCGGCUCCCGCCGGCGCAGCCACCGCCUCCGCGGCGACGAGCUGCCCAGCCUGCGCACGAAGAUACCCGGCCCACAGUCGAUCGCGCUUGUCGACCGGCUCGCUCGGCACGAGUGCCCGGCCAUCACCGCGCGGCGUGCUCGGCGCGCAUGUGCGCUGGGCUCGGCGUCGGCCGACCCGAUCGUGUGGAGGGCCGCGCGGGGCGCCUGCGUGCUCGACGUCGACGGCAACGUCUUCGUCGACGUGACGAGCGGUUUCGGCGUGGCUGCGCUGGGCCACGCCCGCGCCGCGGUGUGCGACGCGCUCACGAGGCAGGCGGCGGUGCCGCUGCUUCACGCCAUGGGCGACGCCUUCGCCGACGAGACGCGCAUCGCGCUGCUGGAGGAGCUCUGCGCCUUUGUCGGCCACGGCAUGGACAAGGCUAUCCUCGGCUGCUCGGGCGCCGACGCCGUGCAGGCCGCGCUGAAGACGGCCGCGCUGGCCACCGGGCGGUCAGGCGUCCUCGCCUUCUCCGGCGGCUACCACGGCCUCGCGCACGGCGCAUUGGCGCCGACCGCGUACAAGCAGGAUGCACAGAGUGCAGCUGCUCACCACCACAAUCCCCAGCCAGGGCCAUCGUCAUCCCCAGGUGUACAGGAGGCGUUCCGCGCGCCCUUCGCGGAGCAGCUGGGCGAGCACGUCCGCUUCGCCGAGUUCGGGGCCCUGCCGCUGCCCCCACUGGACGGCGUGGGCGCCGUGCUCCUGGAGCCGAUCCAGGGGCGGGGAGGCAUCCGCGAGCCGCCGCCUGGCUGGCUGUCGGCGGUGCGCGCCGCGUGCGACGCGGCGGGCGCUCUGCUCGUCUACGACGAGAUCUACUCGGGGUUCGGCCGGACGGGCGCGUGGUUCGCGUGGCAGGCCCUGGACGGGCCCGCCCCCGACCUGCUGUGCGUGGGCAAGGCGAUGGCGGGCGGCUUCCCCGUCUCCGCCUGCCUCGGCACUCGCGCGGCCAUGGACGCGUGGGGCGCGUCCAGAGGCGAGUCGCUGCACACGCAGACCUUCCUCGGCAACCCGAUGGGCUGCGCCAUGGCGCGCGCGGCUCUGCGCGAGCUGCGGGCGCUCGACGCCCCCGCCCUCGCGCGGCAGCAGGGCGGGGCGCUGCGCGACGCGCUCGCCGCCGCCGGCUUCGCGCGCAGCUCGGUGCGCGGCCGUGGUCUGAUGCUGGCGCUGGCGCUCGUCGACCCGCUGCAUGCGAUGGCGGCGCUGCAGCAGCGCGGCGUGAUCGCGUUGCCCUGCGGCGAUGGCGCCGACUUCGCCCUGGCCAUCGUGCCGCCCCUCACGAUCACGGGGGCGCAGAUGCGCGCGGUGGCGGCUGCGCUCCGCAGCGGCGAGGAUGAGCGUGAGGCGGCGGGCCGUGGUGAGCCGUGACGGCUCCACCGUGUCGUCCCCCCUCAGGUUCUGCAGGCGGCCGGCCGGGGCGGCUUUCCCUCCCCCUCCCUCUUCUUGGGGGCUCAUGUUUCUCCCUCUCUUUUCUCGUUGAUGCCGACGCGACAGCAAGAGCGGAGAAGGCACCGCCACUGUCCAGCGCACGUCGCGUCGGGAAGUGUGGCGCACGAAUGUUCUCCUCCGCUUCCCAUCCCUCCUUAUCGUCUCCCUCCUCGUCCUGCCUCAGCUGCUCGCUCCUCGCUCUGGCGCAGUUGGCGCACCAGGCGCGCGUCGCGCCGCGCCCGGCAACGCGGCGCUCGUGGCGCCUCUCGUACGGGCCAGCGCGGCGCGGGAGGGCUCGCGGGCAGGCGCAGCCCUCGGCAGUGCGUCGUCGGUUGCCGUUCUGUGCUUCCAGCUCUUUCUCGGCGGGGACCGCCGUGCCUGGAGGGCCCUGCGCCUGAAGGCAUGAAGGUGCCCCGUCUUGGUGGUCAACAAUCCGCCGGACGCCGACGUGCUUGUAGAAGUGCUUGUGUUGGUGAUGGGCGAUGGGCAGGAGAGGCGGUUUUGGUUGUGGCCGCCUUAGCCCGCCUGGCCCAGAGCUUGGGUCGCGGAGCGCCUCAUUCAGCACGGCGCGAGUGCCAGCCAGAACAAAUUCAGGUCUGCUCGCCUGGGAUGACCCUGGGAACCCAGUAUCGAUUCCUCCUUUUUUACCCGCAGCACCAACA
Molecule: messenger RNA, 2357 nt
Organism: Prorocentrum cordatum
Lineage: Eukaryota; Dinophyceae; Prorocentrales; Prorocentraceae
Source: the annotation of a GenBank genome assembly